CAAACGUUCACGUGUUGCCAUCAAAGCCACAGUACUACUAUAGGCUACUGUGUGUCCAGCAGCCUUCGAGUCGAGUCAUCACGGAGUAUUUGGUGAGCGUUUUGACAAAUCGUUUGAUGGGGACAUGUAACGUCGGCGAGUCCUUUCUAUCUAUCAGGGCGCUGAUACAGGAAUACACGGUUCUUGGAGGGUACAUGCCAGUGGUUACCUAUUGUUACAUAUCCUUUCGCGCGCUGGUCAUCCGCUUUGAUCGCUCAUCCUCUAUGUUAUAAGAUGCGACUGUUAUUCUGAUCCAAAAACCUCUGCACUCUACACAUGAAUCCCACUCGUCCUCCUGUGCUAGUCGUAGGCGCUGGGCCAGCUGGUCUGGUAGCAGCGUUAACGCUCCUCCAGAACGGCAUUCCGGUUCGCAUCAUUGAUAAAGAACACAACCAUCGCAUGGGACAGCGUGGUCCUGGAAUCUGGCCACGCUCCCUCGAACUCUUCAACUUCCUGGACGUCCCAGAAGUCAACGACCUGGGCAAACCGUUCCCCAUGACCCGCUCCUACGGGCCCGGGACGUUGGAACCUCUAACGGAAUCUUCGAUGGUCCCGCAUAUGGAACCUACCCCUACGGUACCAUUCCACGUUCCAAAGCUGAUAGGUCAACAACUCCUAGAUGUGAUUCUGCGACGCCACCUCGAGAAAUUCUCGUGCUCUGUUGAGAUGGACACCGAACUGCGUUCGUUCGAGCAGUCCGACGAAGGUGUCACAGCUGUUCUAGCGAAGAACGGCACAUUGGAGACUUUUGAUACUAAGUGGAUGAUCGGCGCUGACGGUGCUAAAAGCGUCGUGCGUAAACAGCUUGGGCUUACAUUCUUGGGCGAGACUAGAGACGAUGUCCGAUUGGUCAUGGGAGAUAUUCGUUUACAUGGCGUUGGUCUUGAUAGAAAGUAUAUGCACCGAUUUGGAAACGUUACGGGACGAGGGUAUGUCCAGUUUCUGCUCUUGGGACUUGGAGAGAUGUGGAUAUUGACCCUUGGAAGCCUCACAUUGCGUCCAACAGACGAAAUUGGCGAGGAUGGCUGGCAAUUUCUUAUACCUGCAGCUGAUGUUGACCUGACGAAGCUCGCCCAGAGCGAGGAGCUAAUCAUGGAGAUCAUCACAUCGUUGUUACCUACGGAGGUCACAUUCAACAAAAUCGUCUGGGUGAGCGAGUACAGGGCCAAUAUCCGCAUGGUAAACAAGCUUAGCGAGGGCCGAGCAUUUGUUGUGGGUGAUGCUGCUCAUGUCCAGAGUCCAGCCGGUGGUCAGGGACUCAAUUCAGGUAUACAAGAUGCUUUCAAUUUAGGUUGGAAACUUGCACUCGUUGAAAAAGGACUUGCCGACAAGUCUCUUCUUGAGACGUAUAAUGCCGAGCGUUUACCUGUCAUCUCCGAGAUGCUUGAGAGGACCACCACGAUUGUCAACCAGGCAAUAAAGACAGAAAAUAUGUUCCCCCCACGAAGCACCAUCCUCUUCAUGCUUGGUAUCAAUUGCCGGUUCAGUAACAUCGUCCUUGAUGAAUUUGCAAUUCCGGGGAAGCCUAUUAAUGCCUACGGGAUACCUGACGAAGGGCAUCUGGAGGCUGGAGACAGGGCGCCCGACGCACCGAAUAUAUUGCAGGUGUGGCGUGGAGAGUCUGACGUGAAGACGCUUUUUAGUCUUUAUAGACCAUCGUAUCACACAGUGCUUGUGUUCGCGCCGAGUCUCGCAGGUGCUAAGCCGAUCUUGGGUGCGCUGGAGGCAUACGAUAAAAGCGUUGUGCGAUCGGCAGUCGUGCUGCCUUCAUCUGCAACAGGUGUCACUGUUGCAUCGGCUACUGACCUCGUUCUUGUCGAUCAGGAGGGCCAUGCUUAUUCGGCUUACCUUAUGGAAGCUGGUCAGACGAAGGUGUUUGUGAUACGACCGGACGGGGUGAUUGGGGCGAUUGUACGUGGCGCAGAAGGCGUGAAGAAGUAUUUGUCGGGAAUAUUUUUAGGUGUUUAGUGGUAUGUGCUUUUCACUUGUAUUCCUACACCUCCAUAGCAAACGUAGUUACUAAGUAGCG
Molecule: messenger RNA, 2068 nt
Organism: Suillus subalutaceus
Lineage: Eukaryota; Fungi; Basidiomycota; Agaricomycetes; Boletales; Suillaceae
Product: FAD binding domain-containing protein
Exons: 11
Coding region: 316-2007 (563 amino acids)
Molecular function (GO): FAD binding
Source: RefSeq, a predicted model, not a curated record